UUGGAUCGCCCCUCCUCCCAAUGGAAAGAAAGAGAGAAAAAGAGAGAGAGAGUGUUUCCCAUCAGCUUCAUCAUCUACACAUCUACUCAUCUGCUUUCGUGAAUUCCUACGGAUACCUGGUUUGAGAAGAUGGAAGCCGUCUGUUUGUUUUUGUUAAAAGCAAUGUCAUGCUAGCAUCACCUCAACAGCAAAGAGAAAACUGAACAAUCCCACAAACCCCUUGGCGUCCCAAAUCAGAGCCAGCCAUGGCGAAAGGAUAUUACAUCAGCAAAAAUAUGGCCACUGCAGCCAUGGUAUUGGCCACAAUAGCCUUAUUGACAAUCAUUGCAUUAUCCAUCGUUUACAAUCGAGAAAAGUCGAAAAACGCAGCAAAAUUGAAUGUUACCACAUCCAUGGUACCUUCCACUCCAACUUCAAAUGAACUGUGGGAUAAGUACAGACUGCCUGAUACAUUGGCUCCUCGGCACUACAAUGUGACUCUUUGGCCCCAUUUGGUAAUGGAUCCCAACGGGAUGUAUGUUUUUACUGGGAACUCUAGUGUGAUGUUUACUUGUCUGAAAAAGACAGACUUGAUAUUAAUCCACUCCAACAAACUGAACUUGACACUAUUUAAUGGGCACCAUGCAAAGCUAAUGGGACUUGAUGGUGUAACAGCUCCAGCCAUUAAGACAACAUGGUUUCAGACAGAGACGCAUUAUUUGGUGAUUAAGCUGAAUGGAAAUUUGAAGCCUGGGAAGUCCUACUGGCUGUAUACGGAGUUCAGAGGAGAGCUGGCCGAUGACCUGGAAGGCUUCUACAGGAGUGAAUAUAUGGAAGAUGGCAGAAAAAAAAUCAUUGCCAUUACUCAGAUGCAGGCCACCUACGCUAGAAAAGCUUUCCCGUGUUUUGACGAACCUGCCAUGAAGGCUGUGUUUCAUAUUACUCUCAUUCAUGACCCUGAAACCAUUGCACUGUCCAACGGCCAAGAAAUCAAGACAGAGAAUCUGAAUAUCGAUGGAAUUACAGUUACCAGGACGACAUUUGAACCCACAAAAAAGAUGUCAACCUAUCUAGUUGCAUUCGUCGUCAGUGAUUUUACGUACAUCAACACUAAAGACAAAAAGGGUGUUUUGGUUAGAAUAUGGGCGCGGAAAAAGGCCAUUGAAGAGGGACAAGGAAAUUACGCGCUUAACAUCACACAGCCAAUAUUGGAGUUCUUUGAGAAAUAUUACAACACCAGCUAUCCACUAUCCAAGUCAGACCAGAUUGCUUUGCCUGACUUUAAAUCCGGAGCAAUGGAGAACUGGGGUCUUGUCACGUACAGAGAGACGGCCCUUCUCUACGAUGCCCACACAUCUGCCAAUGGCAACAAACAGAGGAUUGUGACUGUGGUUUCUCAUGAACUGGCUCACAUGUGGUUUGGAAAUCUUGUGACGCUGAAAUGGUGGAACGACCUAUGGUUGAACGAAGGGUUCGCAUCGUACGUGGAGUAUCUGGGCGCCGAUCACGCAGAGCCCAGCUGGAACAUUAAAGACCAGGUAAUUCUAUAUGACCUGCAAAGAGCAUUUGCUGUGGAUAGCCUGACAACUUCUCAUCCCCUCUCCCGGAAGGAGGAAGAGGUCAACACGCCCUCAGAAAUAAGCGAAAUGUUCAACACCAUAUCCUACAGCAAGGGAGCGGCGGUUCUUCGAAUGCUCUCUGAGUUCCUGACAGAGCAUGUGUUUGCCAAGGGACUCAGUAAUUACCUCAAGCAGUUUGCGUUUGGAAGCUCUGUGCAUUCCGAUCUUUGGGACCAUCUUCAAAAGGCAGCUGACCAAACUUCAGGUGUUAAAUUACCACGGAAUGUUCAUGACAUCAUGAAUCGCUGGAUACUACAGAUGGGUUUACCCGUCAUCACGAUUGAUACCCGGAACGGCAACGUCAGUCAGAAACACUUCCUGCUGGACUCACAGGCAGUGGUGGAACGCAAAUCUGAAUUCAAUUACGAAUGGUUUGUGCCAAUCAAAUGGAUGAAAAACGGCCAAGUGGAGGAUCAGCUGUGGCUUCUACAGAAAUCAGCCAUACACAAACCCAUGAAGGUCAGCCGAGGGGAGUGGGUGCUGGCUAACCUUCAUGCGUCCGGAUACUUCAGAGUGAACUAUGACCUUGAGAACUGGGAGCGCCUUCUCAGCCAGCUGGAGUCAAACCACCAGAUAAUACCAGUGGUGAACAGAGCUCAACUUCUGGAUGAUGCAUUUAAUGUAGCAAGAGCGUCUAUUAUAAACAUUACACUUGCCCUGAGGACAACAAAAUAUCUCUUGUAUGAGCGGGAAUACAUUCCAUGGCAGGCGGCUUUGAGGAAUCUGAACUACUUUUUCCAACUGUUUGACCGGAGUGAGGUUUAUGGCGCCAUGCAGGCAUAUGUCAAGAAACAAGUCAAACCUCUAUUUAAGCAUUUCGGGACUCUCACUUCGAACUGGACGACGGUGCCUUCCGGCCACACAGACCAGUUCACGCAGAUCAUUGCGUUGUCUCUAGCCUGCAGUACUGGUGUGGAGGGUUGUAGAGAUCUCACAAAAAGCUGGUUUAGAAGGUGGAUGCAGAAUCCUCAUAAGAACACGAUUCAUCCCAACCUGAGGUCCACGGUGUACUGUAACGCCAUUGCUGAGGGCGGCGCUGAGGAGUGGGAUUUUGGCUGGAAGAUGCUCCAGAAUGCAACAGUUGCAGCAGAAGCUGUGAAACUGAGAUCUGCUCUGGCCUGCACCCAAGUGCCCUGGUUACUCAACAGGUAUCUGGAAUACACUCUAUACCCCGAAAAGAUUCGCAAGCAAGAUGCGACUUCCACCAUCGGGUACAUUGCCAGUAACGUUAUCGGUCAACCGUUAGCAUGGGACUUUGUCCAAGCAAACUGGGACUAUAUCUUCAAAGUGUACGGCGCUGGAUCUUUCACGUUCUCCAGACUCAUUGGUGACAUCACUUACAGAUUCUGCACAUCAUUUGAGCUCAGCCAGCUGAAACGGUUCCAAAAGGACAAUGCUGAGACUGGGUUCGGCUCUGGAACUCAAGCACUGCAGCAGGCUAUCGAAAGGACAACGGCCAAGAUUAAAUGGCUGGCAGAGAACAAGGAACCAGUGCUGCGGUGGUUCAUCUCAGAAUCUGCGUAAAUGUCACGUCUGCAGCGUGAGCUUGUUCAUUGCGAUUUCUGCUCUUGCACUUGAAUUCAAAGGGACACAGCAACUGUCUAGUCAAAACGGUCCUUAUUUACUUACUCUUAUAUUGUUUGGUAUAAUAAGAAAUGUUCCGGAGAAUCUUUGUGUGUAUUGUGACAAGAUUUCAUUCUGAACUUGAGGAUGAUAAUUGAUGCUUAUAACAAUUUUUUAUCCAAGGCAAUUGGAAAUACGUGUAUCACAAGGACAAACCUUUUGGAGAAACCUGCGAUCAAGUGCCUUUCUCAAGAAAGUUGUUAAUGAUCUGCCCCUAAUUGGUUUUGAAUGUUCAACCUCUCGGUUACCGGACCAUUAGGCCAUAUCACCCUGACACAAGAAAAGAGGAAUUUACUUACAAAUGACUCUCUGAGAUCUGGAAACUAUUUCAUAACUGUACUGUAUAAAUGUAUGUAAAAUUGUGGUCUUAUCAUGAUGUCGGUACUAUGACCGAACAUUUCACUUGUUUAUAUGCCACUGUUAACAAAAUACAGGCCAAUUACAUACCAUGAAAAUGACAUAUUUUGAUACAUGUAUUUUUACACCUGUUUAUGUUGAAUAAAUAUAGAGUUUUCAUUUAA
Molecule: messenger RNA, 3742 nt
Organism: Triplophysa dalaica
Lineage: Eukaryota; Metazoa; Chordata; Actinopteri; Cypriniformes; Nemacheilidae
Gene: anpepa
Product: alanyl (membrane) aminopeptidase a
Exons: 21
Coding region: 246-3122 (958 amino acids)
Biological process (GO): peptide catabolic process; proteolysis
Cellular component (GO): cytoplasm
Molecular function (GO): peptide binding; zinc ion binding; metalloaminopeptidase activity
Source: RefSeq, a predicted model, not a curated record